This is a messenger RNA of Populus euphratica (Euphrates poplar), 1374 nucleotides long. Its product is annotated as probable WRKY transcription factor 13. Bases 393 to 1091 code for a protein of 232 amino acids. The transcript has 3 exons. Gene Ontology annotation, molecular function: DNA-binding transcription factor activity; sequence-specific DNA binding. The record is from RefSeq and is a predicted model, not a curated record. Gene Ontology annotation, biological process: regulation of DNA-templated transcription. Lineage: Eukaryota; Viridiplantae; Streptophyta; Magnoliopsida; Malpighiales; Salicaceae.
UUAAAAUGUUUAUCGCAGUCACAGGCUUCUUCCCCUUUUAUAUUUUCUUCCUGUAUCCCAUUCCUGAUCAACUAUAUAAAAAGUUCAAACGAGAGGAGCUAAAAGAUUUAAAAGGCUCUUUUGCACAUACAGAGAGAUAGAGGCAAAAGGGAGCUCAAAGGGAAAGUGGCUGGUCAUAUUUAUAGGUACUCAGGUUCUUAUCUCUACAAUUCUCUCUUAUAUUGUUUCUGGGAGUUCGAGAGAGAAGCCCUCUUGUCUUCGCUUGUUUUAAUAUAGGCUGCUUGCUUGUGAUCAUUUAGAGAUCUUCCUUGCCAGGUUUUUCUCACAUAAAACCAAAGGUACAAUUAGUUACUGGUGUUCUAUCUUCGAGAGAGAGAGAGAGAGAGAGAGAGAUGGCAGCUACCUCCCAAGCUACACUAAACCAGCAGCCCUUGUUUGAAGAUCAAGAGAUGCCUACACAAAUGGGCUUCUUUUCUUUUCCUCCACACUUGACCUAUCCUCAAUCGGCUAGUUGCCACCAGUCUCUCAAAGGCUUCAUAAUACCUCCUUCACUUGCGGCUGAUGCACCUUCUACCACCAAUCUUACUGAAACCCUACUACUCUCAUCUGCCACUAACAAGCAAAGAGAGGACACUAUUGCUUCUGAUUUGGGAGGACCCCAUCUUCUUUCCUUGCAAAGAUCCAGUGCAAAUCUCUGGGCUUGGGGAGAGGUAAAUGAGUGCUUGAACAGCAAAAGAAGUGGUUCUGGAGGAGAUCAUCUAGGGGUAUCAACAAUAAAGUUGAAGAAGAUAAAAGCAAGGAGGAAGGUGAGAGAGCCCCGGUUUUGUUUCAAGACCUUGAGUGAUGUGGAUGUGCUGGAUGAUGGUUACAAAUGGAGGAAGUACGGCCAGAAAGUGGGAAAGAACACACAGCAUCCCAGGAGCUACUAUCGUUGUACGCAAGACAAUUGUCGCGUCAAGAAACGUGUGGAGAGAUUAGCUGAGGAUCCAAGGAUGGUCAUCACAACCUAUGAAGGCAGACAUGCUCAUUCCCCGUCCCAUGAUCUUGAAGAGUCACAAACUCCAUCUCAGUUUAAUAACUUCUUCUUUUAGCACGUAUGUUAACAAGUCAUCUCAAUUUAGCCUCUGCAAAUGUUUUUGCAUGAGCUCUUCUUUGAUGGUGUCAAUGACAUGGAAAAAUAAGAGAGAGAUGCGGGUGCUGGCCGAGUUUCUUAGGCCCCCUGCAUCCUUUAUCUAAUUAAUGAAUAAGAACUUAAUAUAUAGUUGUUUUUUCUCUGUAAAUUUGAAUUAACAUUGUAGAGCUUUCAGCUUCUUUUGUAUUGAUUUGGAUUUUGGGUACAUAAAUAAUGUAAUUCUUCAUGAAUUGCUAGAUUAA